Molecule: messenger RNA, 1377 nt
Organism: Eurypyga helias (sunbittern)
Lineage: Eukaryota; Metazoa; Chordata; Aves; Eurypygiformes; Eurypygidae
Gene: CHRNB3
Product: cholinergic receptor, nicotinic, beta 3 (neuronal)
Exons: 6
Coding region: 10-1377 (455 amino acids)
Biological process (GO): signal transduction; chemical synaptic transmission; monoatomic ion transmembrane transport
Cellular component (GO): postsynaptic membrane; neuron projection; synapse
Molecular function (GO): acetylcholine-gated monoatomic cation-selective channel activity; transmembrane signaling receptor activity
Source: RefSeq, a predicted model, not a curated record
GAGGUGCCCAUGCUUUGCCUAGUGCUCUUUGCGCUGUGUCUGAGCCACUCAGAUGCAGCCUCCUUCGGAUCAAUUGCUGAAAAUGAGGAUGCGCUCCUCAAGUACUUAUUUCAAGGCUAUCAGAAAUGGGUCCGCCCUGUGGAAAACUCCAACGACACCAUCAAAGUCCUUUUUGGAUUAAAGAUAUCACAGCUUGUGGAUGUGGAUGAGAAGAAUCAGCUGAUGACAACGAACGUGUGGCUGAAGCAGGAAUGGAUCGACCACAAGCUCUUCUGGAAUCCAGAGGAAUACGGUGGGAUCACCACCAUCCGUGUCCCCUCUGAGUCCCUGUGGCUUCCUGACAUUGUCUUGUUUGAAAAUGCUGAUGGACGUUUUGAAGGAUCCCUGAUGACCAAAGUCAUAGUGAAGUACAAUGGACUAGUGACUUGGACACCACCGGCCAGUUAUAAGAGCUCCUGCACGAUGGACGUGACCUUCUUCCCCUUUGACAGGCAGAACUGCUCCAUGAAGUUUGGGUCAUGGACCUAUGAUGGCAGUAUGGUGGACUUGAUUUUAGUGGAUGAAAAUGUAGACAGGAAAGACUUCUUUGAUAAUGGGGAGUGGGAGAUCUUAAAUGCCAAAGGUAUGAAAGGCAACAGGAAGGAUGGGUUGUACUCUUACCCAUUUGUCACUUACUCCUUUGUGUUGAGACGCCUCCCGCUGUUUUACACUCUUUUCUUAAUAAUCCCUUGCCUGGGGUUGUCGUUUCUAACUGUCCUGGUGUUUUACCUGCCUUCAGAUGAAGGAGAAAAGCUUUCAUUGUCUACAUCAGUUCUAGUUUCCCUCACUGUUUUCCUUUUAGUGAUUGAGGAAAUAAUCCCUUCUUCUUCAAAAGUCAUACCUCUGAUUGGUGAGUAUCUGCUGUUCAUCAUGAUUUUUGUAACCCUCUCUAUCAUCGUGACUGUAUUUGUUAUCAAUGUCCACCACCGCUCCUCAGCAACUUACCAUCCCAUGGCUCCCUGGGUUAAAAGACUCUUCCUUCAGAAGUUGCCUCGGCUGCUCUGUAUGAAGGGCCAUGUAGAUCGUUACUCCUUCUCAGAGACUGAAGAAAAGGAAACCACCUUGAAAUCAAAGCUCCUGGGGGAGCAGAAGCAUAAUCAAGUGAAAGAUGGAGAGAAAAUUGUUAUUGCCUUUCUGGAAAAGGCAGCCGACUCAAUUCGAUACAUUUCCAGGCAUGUUAAAAAGGAACACUUCAUCAGACAGGUUGUCCAAGACUGGAAAUUUGUAGCUCAAGUCCUGGAUCGAAUCUUCCUGUGGGUAUUUCUGGUGGUGUCAGUGACAGGUUCAGUUCUCAUCUUCACCCCUGCAUUACAGAUGUGGCUGAACAGCACUUUGUAG